This is a messenger RNA of Halichondria panicea, 8055 nucleotides long. RefSeq names its product mucin-2-like. The transcript is spliced from 15 exons. Lineage: Eukaryota; Metazoa; Porifera; Demospongiae; Suberitida; Halichondriidae. Bases 136 to 7932 code for a protein of 2598 amino acids. Gene Ontology annotation, molecular function: ATP-dependent chromatin remodeler activity; ATP hydrolysis activity; ATP binding. The record is from RefSeq and is a predicted model, not a curated record. Gene Ontology annotation, cellular component: nucleus.
AACACCGCGAGCCACGUGGUCGACCUCAAACAUAUCAAUCAUUGUGCUGUUUACGAGCUAGCUAUAGCUAGAUUGUUGCGUAGCUCUAUUGUAGUGUUGCAAAGCUUGUUCUGAAGGUUUGCGCAAGUGUCAAUAAUGGACGUGGAUAGUCAAGUGGAGGAAUUCGAUUCUAGUAGCAGCGACGGGAGUGACUCGAGUAGCAGCGAUGAAGAGCCACCAUCUGAGGAAGAGAGAGUAAGUGGACAAGAAGAGAGCACUGUCAAGGUGGCCAAGUCAAGGAAGAGACGUAGAGACAGAAAGAAACAUACUGCUGGUCUACGCAAGACCUUACGCACACAUUAUGAGAGCGUCGAGGAUUUCAACCCCGAGGCACGCAUAGCACAGAGUGCGGAGAUGGAGAGGAUACGAAGACUGGAGCUGCAGCAGAGCAUAACCUCCCCCUCCACCCACACGCACACACCCGUCACAGCCUCACACCACCCACCACACACACUAGCCUCACAAGAGCACAGUAGUCCCGAGAUGGUCGUAGUCGACUUAUCCAAUAAAACGUCACCACCAAAAGACACUAUUGUUAUUGAGUCUGACUCCGGGUCCGAUUCUGAUACAGUUAAGAAGAAAGCUCCUCCGCUAAAGGUCGGAGGUCAGCCAACGUCGACUAGAGGGGAAGUGCUACACAGGAAGUAUGAGGACCCAACAGUGCCACGCCCAGAUGGUCGAGUGGUUGUGAAUGUGAGUCAUAACGUGAAUGAACCUGAUGUCAUCCUUGCACCGCAAGUGGCCAGGAUCGUUAAACCUCAUCAGAUUGGAGGUAUUCGGUUUCUGUACGACAACAUCAUAGAGAGCCUGGGGCGAUACUCGUCAUCACCUGGGUUUGGUUGUAUAUUGGCUCACUCCAUGGGACUCGGCAAAACCCUACAAGUUAUUUCAUUUAUUGAUGUGUUCAUGCGCUACACUCCGGCUAAACACGCUCUGUGUGUCGUGCCAGUCAACACACUGCAAAACUGGGUCAACGAGUUUGACCGCUGGCUGCCGGCCAAUCAGAAUCCCUCAUCAAGUCACCUGACCGGACUAUUGACCCCUGAUACUCAGCAUCGAACUUUUGGACUGUUUCUAUUAUCAGAGAGUACCAAAACCAUGGAAUCAAGGGUCAAGGUUAUCACGGAUUGGCAGGAAGUGGGCGGAGUCAUACUGAUUGGAUACGAGAUGUUUCGCCUGCUCUCACUGUCUGUUCCUUCGCUGGCUGGCAAUAAAAUGGCCGUCAAGAGGCGUAAAAAUGCUCCACCCAAAGCCGAGACAAUCAACCUGGACGAGACGGAGAAGGAAAUGGACGCUCUGAUUGGCAUACAGCGAGCACUGUGUGACCCCGGACCUGACCUUGUGGUGUGUGACGAGGGACACAGGAUAAAGAACGAUGUCACGAACAUCUCACAAGCACUCAAGCGAAUCAGAACGAGACGUCGCAUUGUGAUGACGGGCUACCCUCUCCAGAACAACCUCACUGAGUACUGGUGUAUGGUGGACUUUGUGAGGCCCAAGUAUCUCGGCACUAAACAAGAAUUUGCUGACCUUUUUGAUCGUCCAAUCACAAAUGGCCAGUGUGCUGACUCCACCCCUAAUGAUGUGCGUCUAAUGCGUUAUCGAUCUCAUGUUCUGCACUCCCUCCUCGAGGGGUUCGUCUUGCGGAGGGGGCACGAAAUUUUAAAGUCUACCCUACCCCCCAAAUUUGAGCAUGUGUUAUUUCUGAGGCCGUCUGAAGUACAGGGCAUUCUCUACAACUACAACAUGUCGCUGAUUGAGCAAGGGGGCGGGGUUUCAGCCAGUAAUGGUCCACUGAAGGCAUUUGCUGUGUGUACUAAGAUCUGGAAUCACCCUGACAUCUACUACCAGGAGGUGGUUGCCCAGGGCGGCAAGGACCCAUCCCAUACAAGAAUGCUUGAUGAGGCAGGCCUCCCAAAGCCCGCUACCUCGGGGUUAAAGGUCGGCGGAGAGUCCAGCUGCAAAAUAGACUGGCCACACUCCCAGCUUCCCUCUUACACGCCUGACCAGCUAGAGCACAGUCCUAAGAUGGCGGUACUGAUGGAGCUCAUCGACAAGUCUGUCCACUACAGGGACAAGAUCCUUGUGUUCAGUCAGAGCCUCUCUACACUGUCAUGUGUGGAGAGGAUACUCACACACCGUCCCGUUCCAAUACCAGACUCUGGCAUGGGGACUGGGAAUGGGGCCAUGCAGUAUCAGAACCUGACCUGGACCAAGAAUAAACACUACUGCCGUCUGGAUGGGAGCACUGGUAGUAUGGAGAGGGACAAACUCAUCACUGCCUUCAACGCCCCCUCAAACAAUGACUGCUGGGUAUUCCUGCUCUCAACAAAAGCUGGUUGCCUUGGUAUCAAUCUUAUCGGGGCCAAUCGUGUGGUAGUAUUGGACGUAUCUUGGAACCCUUGUUACGAUGCUCAAGCCGUGUGUCGUGUGUAUCGUUACGGACAGACCAAGCCGUGCUAUAUCUAUCGUCUUGUGUGCGAUGGGACAAUGGAGAGGAAGAUCUACGAUAGGCAGAUAUCAAAGCAGGGAAUGUCAGAUAGAGUGGUGGAUCACUUACAACCUGAGAGGCACUUGUCCACACAGGACAUUAUCAGCCUCACCGCACCUCUGACUUCCUUACCUCCGAGCCGUGACCUUUCACCUUUCGCUCCCGAUUAUUUGUUUGAUCCCGUCCUCAUGGCGUUGUGCUACACGAGCGGGCAGCUGCUAACAAAGCUGCCCUUUAAGCAUGAGUCGCUGCUCGUAGACAGUGUUAACGAACGUAUGACUGAGUUGGAGAAGUACCAAGCCCUCACCGGGUUCCAGGCAGAACUGAGAGCACUUAAGAAUGGUCCCGCUUCCAUUCAUGAGUUCAGAGCCAUGCAAGCCAAGAACACUCCACUACCAAGCUCUGUACCUGGUAUCCUAGCAACGCCCACCCCCCCUCCGAUGUUGCCAGUCCCUCCCCCAAUGCUAGUGUGUAAACCAACUCCUACCCCUGUCAUCACUAAUCCUAACCAACCAAUCGAAAUCAUUUGUUUGGAUUCUGACGAAGACGAUAAAACUUCGACCACUCCCCCUAAACCAUCUCCUGUGACCUUUGAACCCACCAAACCAGUUCAAUCAUCUAUUUUGUCUGCCCAAGCUCAAUUAUAUUUCAAUGCUUCACAAAAAUCAUCAAAUCUGAUUCCAAUUAAUCCAAUGGCCCCUCCCACCACCAUCACAAGUGGCGACCAAUCAGCUUUGAGCGGUCUAUCCAAGACUCCGCCCACCAUGGAACCAAGUGUAACCACGGUAACUACAGAACAAUUAUCAGAAAUGGCGGAAGGAAUUGUCGACUCUCUCAAAUCUCAACUCCUCACUACCUCCCUGACACGGUGCCAACAAGAUCAAACAAAAAUGGCCGUCUCAGGAGAACCUAAGAAAAAAGGCAAUGAAUCGUCUCAGCCUGGCGGAGGUCAAAAUACAACUGAACUGUUAAGGACGAGUACUGCUGAGCAGUCAUCGGCCGUAACCAGUGGUCAUGUGAUACCCCUAGCGGAUAAUCGAGGGCAGUCGUCAACAGUAACCAGUGGUCAUGUGAUACCACCCCUAGCGGAUAAUCGAGGGCAAGAACAAACGUCGAUGACACAGGAUCAAACAGAGGGACCUAAUAUUUACUUGAACUCUAAUUCUAACAAUGCCGUCGAAGAAACUAAAAAAUUAACAAUAGUAGCCUCCUCAAGUGCUGAAUCAGACGGCGUAACCGUUAGCAACAAGGAGGGCUGGCGGAGCCAAUCGGAAAAAAGUCGAAAAGCGGCUAAAAAGGAACGCUCAUGUGGUACAGCAUCGUCAUGGAAACCACCGUACCCCCCACCCCCUCCGCCCACCACACACUUCCCACCGUGUUCCAUACCUCUUCUGUCACCCAUUGCCGCCCACCUAUUAUACAUCUCCACGGGAACCAAGCUGCCAUCUAGUCCACCAGAAGAUAUGUUCAAGUACCCACCCAUUGUUAGCCCCUCCCCCUCUAGCCACGCCCCCUCAAGCCCGGAGGCGGAGAUGGAUUGGUACGAUCACGAUGAAGAAUCUGAAACUAACUCACAAUUAGAGUUGUCUAAUAUUGAAAAUGAAAAUACAAUCGUAAAAUCGAAGUCGCCUGAGACCUUUCGACUGAGAACAAUGUUGACGGGAGAUAGUAAUGGUCGAGAAGAUAAUGUCGCUAAUACAAGCACUGCUAAUACAAGCACUAUUGUAAGUCACACCUCUAGCAAAGAUACUAUUAUCACCACAACCUCUGUGUGUCAAGGAGAGUCUAAAGUGUCCACUACCAAGUCUGCUUCGUCAGCAACUGUCUAUCCCAUGAUCUGUUCUCCCCUGCCGCUACGGGGUCAAAGUUCACAUGAAAGCAAAAGUACUAUCGGGCAAGAUAAGAGUCAAUAUUCAAAAAAUUCUGCAACGACAAAAACUCAAUCAAUUCCGAACAAUUUGACUAGCACAACAGUAACUGUUCCAACGUACACUCGUCCGAUUAUCUCAAGUAAUAUCACUCUGUCAAAUAAUCCUCUACCAUCGAGUGGUACUUUCAUUGAUUCGACAACACCCAAUAUUAACAAUGCUCCCCCUACUAAUGUUGUCUGUCCACAAGAGACUGCCCCCUCAUUUAACGGACCACCCCCCUCUCAAGCCCUGCCCACUAACGGAGUUACAGCGACUAAUCAGCUUGGAGCUUCUGGUGAUUAUAAUGGACAUACACUCAGUCAAAGUGUGCCGUUAAAACCAAAAUGGAUUCGUUCGUUUUCGGCAUCCGAAAUACCCGUUUCUAAGGGGCGUGGCUCGACAACAACAGAGCCACCCACAUCCACGAACUAUGACCCCCAGCCCAUCCUAUGUAUUGACAAUUGGACCAAGGGCCCAACGACCAAUGAUACAGAAAAAAGAACUCUGGCUACGAUGACUCAACCGUUAGUGAAACCCUUAGUUGCUAAGCGACCUAUAGUGGUACCCUCGGCUGAAAUUUCUACACUACCAGUUAUCAAAUCUAACCCACCAAAUAUCCGGCCAUAUAGAUCCCAUUCUACUUCUACCAUGGAGGACAAACGUUUGUUUCUUCCUCACCCGUCAUUGUCAAGUACUAGAUCUUACUAUCCUCAGAAAACACCACACUCUUUAAAUCCUAAUUUGUUUGGUUUGGAUACGGACGAAAGCUCAAAGGUCGAAUCCAUGGUUACACGUACGUCGGACUCAUCUCGUGUUUUGAUACCUCCCCCACAGACGAGUGUUUUGUCACGUAAUAAUCAUUCGCCAUGGAAACAAUCGAUUAGUGAUGGAAAAAGCAACAAUGUAAAUCAUAUGACACUAUCAAUGGGAAAUAUGACAUCCAGUUUGGAUAAUAUUGGAAGUGAAACUCAGAGAAACGUUUCUACACUGUCAAGAGUUCAGAGUGCAAGUGCUGCCCACCUCCCACUACACUCAACCAGCAACCAGCUGCACUUUAACAACUCUACACUAUUGCCUGGAAACGCUGUGUCUUCUAUCACCGCUGGACCUCAUACCACCGGACAUAAUGUUGCUGGACAUAAUAUCACUGGUUUAACUGUACCCAAUAUUAGUGAAAACAAUUCCACUGGACCUACCUGUAAUACCACUGGACAUAAUGUUGCUGGAUCUCACAAUAUCACCACUGGACACCAUGCUACUGGACCUGGACACACUAUUAGUGGACCUCAUACCACUGGACACCAUGUUGCUGGACCUCGACACAACGUUACUAACCCUAACAGUGUGAGUGGACAAAAUUCCACUGGACCUGCUGCAUCUAAUAUUGUUGGACAUAAUGUAAUUGGAACUGGGCACCAAAUUACUUGUUCUAAUUUUGCUGGACCCGAUAUCACUGGACCUGGAUCUUAUGUAACAGGGCACCAUGCCACUGUCUCCACUCUGCCAGUGCACCAUGGAGGCUACACUCCACACGACUCAAGCCCUGACAGGCUCAGUAGCUUCUCAAGAGACUCUGCUAACGGAGGGACGUGUGUGUUAUCCUCCACCCACCCUCAGGCUGUAUUCAGAACCAAGAAGACAGCUGUUGUGACCCCCUACUGCGUUGUUAACAAGACCAGCACUGACUACACUACUAAACUGAACACUAAGACUAAUAUUAGCAUAAGUGAAUCGUUGCCACUAGCAACUCGGACACAGCCAAGCCUUUACUCUCCUCAAAAGUUAACAGCAUUGCCUCAAACUAUGACCGGUACUAAGUUGGGAAUCACAAACUCAUCUAACCCGUGGAUGAAGCCAUCUAUUGCCAGGGCUAGUGUCAAUGCUGCUACACAAGGCAUAGCUUUGAGUGGACAGAAUCAAAAUUUGUUUCAGCAAAACUACCAAAAAAUGCCAACAAGUUGUGUUCUUAAUACUCGGAAUGGAAUUGGUCAGAAUGGAAUCGGAACCAGUCAGAAUGUGAGCAAUAAUGCAAUAUACAGAAACAGAGUGCAAAGUUGCUCAGAUAGUUUUGCCAGAACACAGUUGAGUCCCACCAUCCUACCAUCUGCUGUACCUCAACAAAGAAUGGUCAUCCCUCCCACCACCAUCCUACCUCAACAAAGAAUGGUCACCCCUCCAACUACAAACUUGUCUAAUAGUGGUCAUCUAUCAUACAAUGGCGAUACGUUAAACACAGAACAUUUCACCAGUGGUAACAGUGUCAAUACUAUUAGUCCCGCGUACACAGCCAGCGCUACUGAGAGGGGGUGGUCUAACACACAGCAAACACCCAGCGCUACUGAGAGGGGGUGGUCUAACACACGGAGUGCACGUCGAUACUCGGUUGAUUCAAGACAAGACAAUCCCAGAAUGAGUUUCAGUCACCAUUCUACUCAUCGUACAGCCACGCCCCCUCACAACAAUGGGGCUUUCCCUGGAUCCCACAGGACAACCACGCCCCCUCACAUGACAUCCACACCCCCUCACAACAAUGGAGCUUUCCUUGGAGCCCAAACAACAAUCACGCCCCCUCACAAUGGUGGGUCUUUCCUUGGAUCCCACAGGACAGCCACGCCCCCUCACAGCGAUGGAACUGGGCAGAGGUACAUUGUGAGUGUCCCCCCUCCUCCAAAGUCUAGCGGUAACCCCUUCGACCAAUCGUUGCUACCACAAGUAUUCACCACUGCACCUCUCAGCAAUGCACCUCUCUCUACACCGGCCUACCCUGUUCAGUCUGGGUUCUCCCUACCACCACAGCGGCCCGCAUCCCUCCCUAUGUCCAACCUGCCUAACUGGACUGGGGGUGGUAUCACUCCUUCAGUGGCCAAUAGGGAGACAGCUUUACCGUCGACAACCACUCAGUCACCUUAUAGACUUGGAACUCCCGAUAGUAUGGGGAUUUCCCCUACACCACCACAGCUACCAAGGACCACACCCAAUCAAUUAGGGAUAUCGCCUGUUAUGGAAAUUCCCCCUCUACCACAACACCUCAGGAUGUCGUCUAAUCAUCGGGGGACUUCCCCUGCUAUCAACACAGGCACCUCACCAGUAAGACAACUACAGCUAGGGAUUUCCCCAACUCCCACCUCUCAACCACUCCUAUUGGGAUCGUCCUCUCCCUGUAGUGUCAUGCCCCUCUCCCAACAUGCUGGCCACACCUCUCCUGCCCACCUCAGAGCAGUACCGCCCCCGUACCUUGGACCCACUUCUACUGAGCAUGCUCACACAACUAAUAGUCACUCUCAAAAUGGUAACUAUGCAAUACCUAGUCUCUAUAGACACAGACCCCGCCCCCCUCCUCGGCAGGUGCUUAGCCCUACCCACCCAACAAGGUUGCCCUCGUUCGAUCAAUUUCCACAAGGUCAAAGGUCGACAGAGACUUAUUGUCAGCAAGGUUACUCUGGUUGUCAUGAAAACUGCCGAGUUGGUGUGGCCACACGAAUGUGCAAGUAAACUCGUUGGACAUUAAUAAUGAUUAUUAUAGUAAUUAUCAGUUUCAUUAUUAUUAUGAUUUCUCUAUAUAAAUUAUUAUAAUUAUACUACCCAAUUUUCAGAUAAUUAUUUCCCAUUAUUAUU